AUGGCGCGGAAAGGAUUUUUAUUAUUCGUGUCAAUAUUGUUCUUCGUUGUGUUUCCAUGUGAAAUGAGAAGGAACAAGGACCUGCCGACUGAGAAACAAUUGACUUUACAACGUAAGGAGACUAAUCCGGUGAUGUUUACAAGGCUUGUUGUAAUGAGACUUGUUUAUGGAUUAGCGAAAGUGAUGGGCUUCGAAGAGCCCGUUAGUGAGGUGAUGAAUGGCGCGUUUGUCCCACCCGGAGCUGAUGACGACGAUGAUUUCGACGAUGAUGAUGAUGACGACGGAGUUUUCGAUGACUAUUAAUCUCAAACAUACACUACACGGUAGAUGUAUUCAAGAAGUAUACCGUAAAAUUAAAUUAGAUGACGCGAGAGAGUAAGGAGACAGAAGAUUUUGAGAGGUAAACGAAAGAUUGGAUAACUAUUUUAAAAAAAGUUAAAUAUGGAGUGUCGACGAAGA
Bombyx mandarina (wild silkworm) is the source of this 459-nucleotide messenger RNA. RefSeq lists its product as uncharacterized. The record is from RefSeq and is a predicted model, not a curated record. Lineage: Eukaryota; Metazoa; Arthropoda; Insecta; Lepidoptera; Bombycidae.